AUGGCACUGAGCUACUACUCAAAUUGGGAGGCACCGCAGCAUCUCAACUCAGAUAUCAGCUGCUCCUUUGCACAAACGCAGACGGAACUGGAACCUGAGCUGCUCGAUUUUAACAAUGAUUUCGUGCUUACUGACGCCUGCAUUGAUCCUCUCUUCCAGCCCAAUGACACAUUUUACCCCAUCAAUUAUAAUACUCUAAUUCCUGAUCCUCCCAACACUCCAAGGAUAGAACCUAUUCUUCUCGAAGAGUAUGAAUCCUACAACUACUCCAAACGUCAAAAGUCUUACAAUUACCAAGACUAUUAUUCGGAGUAUCCGAACGGUUUAUUCUGCGGGUAUCCAAACCCUAGCAUGCUCCAAGAUUUUUCUUCGCCAGAAGUUAUGGUGCCGCCGUUUUCUGAUUUUUCAACUGCUCCACCAGUUUACAGAAGUGGAAGUUCUGAAAGUGUAGGGAAGAAGCCUAAUGGUGGAAGCUUAUCGGCACAGAGCAUUGCUGCAAGGCAGAGGAGGAGGAAAAUCACCGAGAAAACUCAGGAGCUUGGGAAACUUAUUCCUGGUGGCCAGAAAAUGAACACUGCUGAAAUGUUCCAAGCUGCGUACAAAUACAUCAACUACUUGCAGGCCCAAGUCGGAAUUCUUGAAUUCAUGGGAUCGAAGCAGGAAACGUUUUCUGGUGAAGAAUUGCAUAAUCUUCUCGAAUCGCCAUUAAUCCAAGAAAAGUUGUACUCGACAGAUAAAUGCUUGGUUCCACAAAAGUUUGUACAAGCCCUAGCAAAUGAUCAUGAAAUUCAGCCAAAACUUCAGGUUCUGAAAGAACUUAAGCAGCUGACAUGA
This is a messenger RNA of Fraxinus pennsylvanica, 834 nucleotides long. Lineage: Eukaryota; Viridiplantae; Streptophyta; Magnoliopsida; Lamiales; Oleaceae. The record is from the annotation of a GenBank genome assembly.